Messenger RNA from Myotis myotis, 3995 nucleotides. RefSeq names its product Ski2 like RNA helicase (gene SKIC2). Bases 102 to 3959 code for a protein of 1285 amino acids. Gene Ontology annotation, cellular component: Ski complex. Gene Ontology annotation, biological process: nuclear-transcribed mRNA catabolic process, 3'-5' exonucleolytic nonsense-mediated decay. Lineage: Eukaryota; Metazoa; Chordata; Mammalia; Chiroptera; Vespertilionidae. The transcript is spliced from 27 exons. Gene Ontology annotation, molecular function: RNA binding; RNA helicase activity; ATP binding. The record is from RefSeq and is a predicted model, not a curated record.
UGGGUGGCGGAAGUCGCCUUCACUUCCGCCCUUUCGGGGGCGGGGCUUACCGCCGCUCCUCGCUGCACUUCCGGCUGCGGGGCAGCUGCUGUGGCUCCCAGAUGAUGGAGACGGAGCGACUCGUGCUGCCUCCCCCGGGCCCCCUGGACCUGCCUCUUCGGGCUGUGGAGCUGGGAUGCACUGGGCGCUGGGCGCUGCGGAAUGUGCGGGGGGCUCCGGAGAGCACGCUUCCCCACGGCCUCCCUCCCUGUGCCCCAGAUCUGCAGCAAGAAGCCGAGCAGCGGUUCCUGUCGUCGCCAGCCUGGCUGCCUCUGCAUGGCCUGGAGCACUCAGCUCGAAAAUGGCAGAGGAAGAUGGAUCCUUGGUCCCUCCUUACUGUCCUGGGGGCCCCAGUCCCCUCCGACCUGCAAGCCCAGAGACAGCCAACCACGGGCCAGAUACUGGGCUUCAAGGAGGUCCUGCUGGAGAAUACAGACCUGUCGGCCACCACCUCCUUAUCUCUUCGCCGGCCACCAGGGCCCAUCUCCCAGUCCUUGUGGGGGAAUCCAACACAGUACCCUUUCUGGCCAGGUGGGAUGGAUGAGCCCACCCUCACAGAGCUGAGCACCCGGGAGGAGGCUGAGGAGGAGAUAGACUUUGAGAAAGACCUCCUUACCGUUCCACCUGGCUUCAAGAGAGGUGUGGACUUUGCACCAAAGGAUCACCCAGUUCCAGCGCCUGGGCUGCUCAGCCUCAGCCGUCUGCUAGAGCCCCUGGAUCUGGGUGGGGGCGACGAAGACGAGAGGGAGGCAGUGGGACAGCCAGGAGGUACCAGAGGAGACACUGUCCCAGCCUCUCCCUGCAGUGCUCCCGUGGCCAGAGCAAGCAGCUUGGAGGACCUAGUGUUGAAGGAAGCGUCCACAGCUGUGUCCCCUUCGGAGCCCCCCAAGCCCCUCCCUCAGGAGCAGUGGGCCGUUCCUGUGGAUGUCACCUCCCCCGUUGGCGACUUCUACCGCCUCGUUCCCCAGCCAGCCUUCCAGUGGCCAUUUGAGCCUGAUGUGUUCCAGAAACAGGCCAUCCUGCACCUGGAACGGCACGACUCGGUGUUUGUGGCGGCGCACACAUCUGCAGGGAAGACGGUUGUGGCCGAAUACGCCAUUGCCCUUGCCCAGAAGCACAUGACGCGCACCAUCUACACUUCCCCUAUCAAGGCUCUGAGUAACCAGAAGUUCCGAGACUUCCGAAACACAUUCGGGGACGUGGGGCUGCUCACGGGGGACGUCCAGCUGCACCCAGAGGCCUCCUGCCUCAUCAUGACGACAGAGAUCCUUCGCUCCAUGCUGUACAGCGGCUCAGACGUCAUCCGGGACCUGGAGUGGGUCAUCUUCGAUGAGGUUCACUACAUCAACGACGCUGAGCGUGGGGUCGUGUGGGAGGAGGUGCUCAUCAUGCUUCCUGACCAUGUCUCCAUCAUCCUUCUGAGUGCCACUGUCCCCAACGCCCUUGAGUUUGCUGACUGGAUUGGACGACUGAAGCGCCGCCAGAUCUACGUGGUCAGCACUGCCGCCCGCCCCGUGCCGCUGGAGCAUUAUCUCUUCACGGGGAACAGCCCCAAGACCCAGGGGGAGCUCUUCCUGUUGCUGGACUCGCGAGGCGCCUUCCACACAAAGGGGUACUAUGCAGCUGUGGAGGCCAAGAAGGAGAGGAUGAGCAAACACGCCCAGACCUUUGGGGCCAAGCAGCCCACGCAUCAGGGGGGGCCUGCACAGGACCGCGGUGUGUACCUGUCCCUCCUGGCCUCCCUCCGCACCCGUGCGCAGCUGCCCGUGGUGGUGUUCACCUUCUCCCGGGGCCGCUGUGAUGAGCAGGCGUCGGGCCUCACCUCCCUGGACCUCACCACGAGCUCAGAGAAGAGCGAGAUUCACCUGUUCCUGCAGCGCUGCCUUGCUCGCCUCCGCGGCUCUGACCGGCAGCUGCCCCAGGUGCUGCACAUGUCGGAGCUCCUGCACCGAGGCCUGGGCGUGCACCACAGCGGCAUCCUGCCCAUCCUCAAGGAAAUUGUGGAGAUGCUCUUCAGCCGCGGCCUGGUCAAGGUCUUGUUCGCCACAGAGACCUUUGCCAUGGGUGUCAACAUGCCAGCCCGAACGGUGGUGUUUGACUCCAUGCGAAAGCACGACGGCAACGCCUUCCGGGACCUGCUCCCCGGGGAGUACGUGCAGAUGGCGGGCCGCGCGGGCCGCAGGGGCCUGGACCCCACGGGCACCGUCAUCCUGCUCUGCAAGGGCCGCGUGCCCGAGAUGGUGGACCUGCACCGCAUGAUGACGGGUAAGCCAUCGCAGCUGCAGUCUCAGUUCCGCCUCACGUACACCAUGAUCCUCAACCUGCUGCGGGUGGACGCCCUCAGGGUGGAGGACAUGAUGAAGAGGAGCUUCUCUGAGUUUCCGUCCCGCAAGGACAGCAAGGCCCACGAACAGGCUCUGGCUGAAUUAACCAAGAAGCUGGGGGCCUUGGAGGAGCCUGACCUGACUGGCCAACUGGUGGACCUGCCCGAGUAUUAUAGCUGGGGAGAGGAGCUGACAGAGACCCGCAGCUUGAUCCAGGUCAGCAGGGAUGCGGGCAGACGGAGGGGAAGACAGGGCGGCACUCUGGGUGCCCCCGAACUGGUCCCUGCAUCCCUGACUGCCUCCUUCAUCCGUGUGCACAUCCCCGCUCCUCAGCGACGUGUCAUGGAGUCUGUCAACGGGCUGAAGUCUCUCUCGGCCGGGAGGGUGGUGGUUGUGAAGACUCAGGAGCAUCACAACGCACUGGGUGUGAUCCUGCAGGUCUCCUCGAACUCCACCAGCAGGGCAUUCACCGCUCUGGUCUUGUGUGAUAAACCCGUGUCUGAGGACCCACGGGAGAGGCGCUCGGCCUCCCCAGGUGUGCCCUACCCAGAGGACCUGGUGGGAUUCAAACUGUUCCUGCCUGAAGGGCCCUGUGACCACACUGUGGCCAAGCUCCAGCCCGGAGACGUGGCUGCCAUCACCACCAAAGUGCUCCGGGUGAACGGGGAGAAGAUCUUGGAGGACUUCAGCAGGAGGCAGCAGCUGAAAUUCAAGAAAGACCCUCCCCUCGCUGCUGUGACCGCUGCUGCCCAGGAAUUGCUGCGCCUGGCUCAGGCCCACCCGACAGGACCCCCUACCCUUGACCCUGUCAACGACUUGCAGCUUAAGGAUGUGUCAGUGGUUGAGGGGGGACUCCGGGCCCGGAAGCUAGAGGAGCUGAUCCGGGGGGCUCAGUGCGUGCACAGCCCCCGUUUCCCUGCCCAGUACCUGAAGCUGCAGGAGCGAAGGCAGCUACAGAAGGAGAUAGAGCGGCUGCGCUUCCUGCUGUCAGACCAGUCGCUGCUGCUGCUCCCCGAGUACCACCAGCGAGUAGAGGUGCUCCGAACUCUGGGCUAUGUAGACGAGGCGGGCACGGUGAAGCUGGCGGGGCGCGUGGCUUGUGCCAUGAGCAGCCAUGAGCUGCUCCUCACCGAGCUCAUGUUCGACAACGCUCUGAGUGCCCUGCGGCCGGAGGAGAUAGCAGCCCUGCUCUCCGGCCUGGUCUGCCAGAGCCCCGGGGACACUGGGGAGCAGCUCCCAAGUACCCUCAAACAGGGAGUGGAACGUGUCCGCGCUGUGGCCAAGCGGAUUGGUGAGGUCCAGGUGGCCUGUGGCCUGAACCAGACAGUGGAAGAAUUUGUAGGGGAGCUGAAUUUCGGGCUGGUCGGGGUUGUGUACGAGUGGGCCCGGGGCAUGCCCUUCUCGGAGUUGGCAGGGCUCUCGGGGACGCCCGAGGGCCUGGUGGUCCGCUGCAUCCAGCGCCUGGCCGAGAUGUGUCGCUCACUGCGAGGGGCGGCCCGCCUGGUCGGCGAGCCUGUGCUGGGUGCCAAGAUGGAGACGGCAGCUACCCUGCUGCGGAGGGACAUCGUCUUUGCAGCUAGCCUCUACACGCAGUGAAUGGCCCCAUGGGGAAUAAUAAAACAGCAAACCGCC